CAGCUGGCGGACGCUCGACCCUCUCCUCUCCUCCCCCCAGCAUCUCCCCCAGGCACACAAAGCAGGAGGGCGGGGGCGACGGUGGGAAGGCGAAGGAGGGAUGCGAGGGGCGUGUCUUGCUCCUGCCUCUGGCCAAUCGGCGAGCCGGGGCAGGAGUGCCUCAUGAAUAUGCAGACCCCCUGCGCUUCCCAAUCCCCUGGCCGUGAAGGCAGCGACUGAGACUGAGAGCGGGAUGAGGAGGACCAGCGAGCGAGUGAGGAGCUCUUCCGCCUCCGAGGCACCUUGAAGAUGCUGCUCGGCUAAGGGGACGGUGCGGGACGCUCAGGACUCCUUCACCGCUGCCAUGUGCUCUGCUUGUAUCCAUGCACAGCUUUCCUCCGCUAUGAGCCAACUGAGGGGGCUUCCCGCGUGCACCACCAUCUGCCUUCUUCUGCUCAGCUCCUGCAGUCUGCAAUGCCUCGCUUUCCGAAGCCCGGAGCUGCAGGAGGCGGCAAUGACAGGGAACAGUUUAGAAAGCGUUGGAAAUGCAAGUCUUCCAAGCCCGGAAAGCAACCUCGGCUUGCCUGUGCAAACAGUUAGUGCUGCCGCCCCCAAAAGCCUUUUCAGAGCCUCAGCAGAGCCAUCUGGGACACCAUUAAGCACAGCCGUCUUCAUUAAAGCGACGCUGCAAAGCAUUCUGGGCAUUCGCGGUCACUUGGGGAGCCAGAGUGUAGAUGUUUACACCACGGAAGUCCCAGGGGUCGAUACAGCUGAAAGGCAGUUUGGUUCCAGCAGACCCGAUAAAGAGCUGGGUGAAAAUGUUCCACACCAGACCCUGCUUCCCACAGUUACGGCACCUCUAAACCCUGACGUUAAGGGGAAUGUACGUAGUAGCGCCCUGGAUGAGACAGUGGAGGGGGAUAGUGGUGUUACCCGGCCUGGUUCUACUGGGAUUCCAGGGGGUGAAGUUUUUGUGCCAGGAAUCCCAGAAGAAGGGAAAAGUGUCGUCCGUUCAGGCUCACCUCUCUCAAGCACGGAAGAUUUGCGGUCCUUGCUUCCUACAUCCGUACCCCGUGAUCACUCCACGGGUCUUUUCCCUUCAGGGGGUCCGUCCGUUGAUUCUGAGCCCGGAUCAAAUGGAGAGGGCCCCACCAUUUCAACAGACACCAACGUCACUGUGAAAUCCCUAUUAGUUCCCACGGAGGCCGUCUUGAAUUUGGAAGAUUCCGGCCAUCGGGGGCGCCUGGAAGUCACGCCCAGCUCAGCCGUAGCUGUUGUGGCUGCGUCACCACAAAGUGAGGAUUGGGAUGAUACAAAAUUAGGGGUGGCUCACCAAGUGGGAACCACACAAGCUCUGCUGGUGAGCCAGGUGGGAACGGAGUUCGACCCUGCCGUGGGAGGAGUGGAAGAGGACAAUGUGAAAAAGGCCCUACCGCCAAGUGCAUCAGCAAAAGGACGCAAAAAUACUCAGGCUGCGUCAGGCCCGGCAUCAGUGCAGGAGGGAGAAGCUACAACAGCUUCCUCCAGCCAGAAUCCUGCCCAUGCCAUCGAUCCAUCCGUGAAAGCUCCUGGUGGAAGAGCGACGGAAAAUGCAGACACAGUUGGGACAAACGAUUCCAUUUGGUUUCCAAAGACCCCUGCGACAACAGAUGUGACCAAAUCCGAUGUCUUCCAAACCCGGAGAAAUCCAUUAAGAGGUGUUACUCAAGGAAGAACAGCAGCCUUCCCUGACAUUGGUGCAAUGUCACCAGCUGUGACGCCCGGGGAUUUCGCUAUCCAGGAGGCAACAGGAGAUGGGAGGGCGAUGGGGGAAGGAAGAGAAUUGGCCACCCAAAUACCAACAGUUUCUAGCACAUCCCAGUUCCUAAAGACGUCAGAAAAUUCUGCAACUGCUACGUCCCCCGUUGCUAUUCAUUUUUCUGCUGGUAAAACAACGGAUACUGAAGGGAUUAUUGCUGCAGUGGUCGAGGAAGACGCCGCUUCCAUUUCGGAUGCUCUUGCGACCCUGGCUGGACUGAAAACGUGGACUGAAGAGAUUCUUGGCAGCACGGUAGCCAUGACAGCUCCGCCUUCCUUAGCCUCCUCUGCAAGGAGAACCACGGUGCCAACUGCCCACCGGAUUACCACAGCUGCAGCUUAUGGGCUGGACAGGCUGGAAUCGGAAGAGGAAGAGGAGGAAGAAGAAGAGGAAGAGGAAGAAGAGCCUGAUGAGGAUGAUGAGGAAGAAGAAGAUGAAGAAGAUGGAGACGAUGACCAGGACGCAAACUCUAUGGACGAAAGCAUGGAUGGGGGUGCCGAUCUCUCCAGCUUCACUGUUCCUGGGGAGACUUCUCAAGAGCCUGUGGACGGCCUUGAGAACCCUGCAGGGGAACUCUCGGGAGUAUCGUAUCAGGUUCCAAGCGCCAUUGAAUGGGAACAGCAAAACCAAGGUCUCGUGAGAAGCUGGAUGGAAAAGCUGAAAGAUAAGGCAGGUUACAUGACUGGAAUGCUGGUGCCAGUGGGGGUUGGCAUCGCUGGAGCCCUCUUCAUCCUGGGCGCGCUCUACAGCAUAAAGAUUAUGAACCGCCGACGCAGAAACGGCUUCAAAAGACACAAACGAAAGCAGAGGGAAUUUAACAGCAUGCAAGACCGAGUGAUGCUUUUAGCAGAUAGCUCUGAAGAUGAAUUUUGAAUCAGACUGCAGUGCCACGUCCUGCUCUCCAGUGACUUUUCCUUAGGUUUUUUUCCCUUUUCUUUUGUUUUCUCUUUGCAAGGGGAGGUGUGCAAGCAGAAAGGAUUUUUGCUGCAUCACAGCUGCUGCAUUCACAGGGCAGUGGUGGUUGAUACACUGCCUAAAAAGAUUACACACACACACACACACACACACACACACACCAAUCUCAAUAACAGCAUGCUGUAUGCCCAAGUGUAAUGCGCAGUGUCAUUUUUAAGAAACAAAAAUAGAGUACUGCAAUUUUCUUUUGCGCACCGCACCUUGUUCGAAUGCAAAGUAAACGAUGUUUCCACGGCACGGAAGCAAGUCGGGAAGAAUGACAAUAAUCAGCCUUAGGUUUUAAUGCUCCUUCCAGCCCUUGGCAAUCAAGCUGUCAUCAUUACCGUGAGAGUCCCUUGGGAGGCCCAUCUUCAACCCAGAUUAUUUCUGUCUAUCUCUCACUGGGGAGCAGCAUCGAAAAUGUUGCGUUACCUGGGCUGGAGUUCACUGGUUUCUAAAAUUAGCUGCUCUGUUUAAUUAAUGAAGUGCCAACUUGAGGCAGAUUGCCUGCAUCAGCAGAAUAGAAACUACGUGGAGUACAACCAAGAGACACAAUACUAUGUAUCGUACAUUACAUCUUGGGCCAAAGUCGACAGUAUGCGGGAGAUGCACAAACAGUUUCCCAAAGGGGUUUUACAUCUGAACUGAAAACCAGCUUCGGAGUCUGCAGUCAGGAGGAGAAGGGUAGCAAGGAAGGGGAGCUUCUUUACCCUUUCCCUUCCUGCCAGUUUCCUGCUCAAAAAUUGCAAAACAACAACAACCCUUCAUUUGCUUUUCUACCUGUUGGGGGAAAGAUACAAGGCCUGUUCACACAACUGUCAAUAUCAAGGUAGGAGGCCUUGUACCCUGCUUUGCAUGGCUGUGUCAAUUCAUGAAAAUCCCUCCAACCCAAGUUGCUCAGAACAGGGUAGUCCAGCUUUUAUACCCUGUUCUUAACCAAGGUAGGAGUGAGGGCUCUUCUACCUGGCUUUCCUGGUCACAUGUAUCCACUUACCUUUACUCGUGUUUGCCUUUUCUUACCUUUUUAGUUGCGUUUCUACUAGGAACUAGCAGGCCUGCAGACAAUCAAGAGCUCUGGUUACAGCAGCUGCCAUCUGUGAAUGUACCACUCUACAAAGCACACUCUGUGUUCCUAUCUUUGCAGCAGCUUCAGCAGGGCUGGGCCCAUCUCCUGCCCCUUCAUGACCAGUCAGAGGACAGGAGCUCUCUAACCACGACACCCACCCCCAUGUGGUUGUGUGAAAGGCCCUACAGGAUCCUUGUAUCUUUUCCCCUGCAGGGAGAAAAGCAACGGAGAGGGCAAUUUUUGUCUGGCAUGGAAAGGGUUAAGUGAGCCCUCUUCCUGUUACUCCCCCCGCCCUUUCAAACUGGCUGCCUUCUGUGAUUGAUUUUCAUUUUUAAAAGAAAUCAGUUGAUUGUUUAUGUAUCUCUUGUGUAACAAAUUAGUUUGGCCCUCUAAGCAUGCUGGCUUACAACAGAGAGCUGUUUAUAGUAACAGCCAAACAAUGAUAACCAAUUGCCGUAGAUUAAGGCUGAAAUCCUGUGCACCCUUACUUGGGAGGAAGUGUUACUCAACCCAGUGAGACUGGCUCCUGUGUGAGCCUGCCUAAAUCGGAGCCCUCGCAAGGGCCGCCCACAUGCAUGGAUGUACAACCUUUGAUUAUUCAGUGCUCACCACUGACAAUGUGUGAAUUGCCUGCAUGGAAAAACUGUUGUGGUUUCAGGUGGUAUUAACAUUCUGUCGGUGGCCUUUGAUCUGCGAGGGCUCCUUCACACACUCAAGUCAUCAUUCGGUGUUGGUGUCAUCAAGUGAUGAGUGUGCAUGUGUAAGCCUGCCCUUAGUCGGUGGCUGUGGUCCCCCAACUGUUGGUACCUGGGGCUCAAGUUGUAGGUUUUUUCCUGGAUUAAAACUGAGAGUGCACUUCACUUGUACACAGAUGCAAAAUCCUGCAUAUUUGUUUUCUUCAUCAGCUUCCAAACCAAAGGACAGACACCCUCAGCAUUGUCCAUAUACCGACAGGGUGGCGAGGAUCAAUUUGUACAGGGAUUUCCUCCCAUGAGGGACACAGACUUUCAAUCUAGGUUGAGUGUGGGUUACUGACAUUACUGUGAUUGUGUGAAUCCAUGUCAAGGUGGUUUAUGAGAAUCUGAGAUUCUCGCCUUGGUGUGGAUUCACAUGAUCACGCUAAUGUCGGUGGCCCACAAUAAACCUAGAUUCAAAUGACUGUGAGAACCAGGACACAGAGUGAUGGAUAUUUCCAUUAUGGUGUGUUAAUUCUUUAAGGCUAAUUUCGAACAUGGAAGCUUGGUUUUUCAAAGCCUACUCCAGCCCUUCUGGUAGCACACAGUUUGGGAAUCACUAGUCCAAGGCUUGUUCAUUGUUUCACAGCAAGUUCACACCACUUUGUCCAGUAUAAGUGCACCUGUGUCUACUCACAAUCACUUGAACAUUAUCAAAACGAUUCUCCUCUGGUAUUUUAAUUUUUAAAUGAUCUUCCUAAUGCCUACAUUGAAGUGGACAGGAGAAGGACACCAAAAUGUAAGAAAUAAUGAAACUUGAACCCUGUAAAAUGCAGUUCAGGGCCUGAGCACAUGACUAAGCUUUGGAGGGGUCAGAUCCUGGCAACAGUCAGUGACCUUCCUGAAGAGUGGGGAAAGUUAUGGGUUGCUCUGUGGGGUUUAUAUCUGUCAUUGCAAGGGUUCUCAAACUUGGGUUCCCAGAUGUUGUUGGACUACAACUCACAUCAUCCCCUGCAACAAUUGCCAUUGUGACAAGGGAUGGUGGGAUUUCAGCUUCUGGGGAGAGACAAUUGCUCUGAUUGCAGGCGGGGGGAGAUGGCAAGGGAAAGCUCAAAAACAAAAGAAGCAGGAUGAAGUGGGUAAGAACUUGGCAUUUGAACUAUAAUACUGUUCCAGUCUCUCAAUCUGGCCAUCAUAGUUAUGCUGUUGAACAUUGGGUGGUGAAGGUGCACGUGCUUCUGAUUCAUAGGAACAUAGGAAGCUGCCUUCAGACCACUGGUCCAUCUAGCUCAGCAUUGUCUACACAGACUGACAGCAGCUUCUCCAAAGGUUGCAGGCAGGAGUCUUUCCCAUCCCUACCUGGAGAUGCUGCCAGGGAGGGAACUUGGGACCUAGAUGCUCUUCCCAGAGCGGCUCCAUCCCCUAAGGGGAAUAUCUUCCAGUGCUCACCCAUGUAGUCUCCCAUCCAAGUGCAAACCAGGGUGGACCCUGCUUAACAAAGGGGACCAUUCAUGCUUGCUACCACAAGACCAGCUCUCCUCCCUGGUUGUCUGGGCAGUGAAAGCAACCGGGAAGUGAUCGUGUGUGAGGGGCCAUUUCCCCCCGAGGGAUUUUACAAAACUCCAGUGCUGGUGGGGGGAACCUAGGGGGAGGGAUAAGUGCACCCUCUCCUGCCCUUAAAGUCCUACCCCCCCGCCCCCGCCGAACGUUCGAGCUGGCCAGUGUUCGAAUCUAUUAGGAGGCCCAUAAAAGGGCUUCCAAACACCAUUGCACACCAUUGUUUCCUGCCCAACUGGACAGGCAUCAGGAGCGUGCACAUUCAGCAGCAUAGCCACCAUAGCUGGAUUGUGAGAAUGGGCCCUCCGAUUUCUAGUCCAUAGUAGCAGAGGAGGAGCUUUGAUUGGGUUGGUGGGUUCAAAGAACCCGAGAUGCCAGGUUUGCCCCCACCUGCCUCCCAGCUCUGGCAAGCCUCAUUCCCAGCUGGCCUCCUUGUUGGCUGGGUGUUUCCUUCACUCUCUCCCUCGCUUGGAAUGAGGGAGAGAAAGAAGGAAGCACCCAGCCGGCAAUGAAACCGCCUGGGAAAUGAGCUCUGGAGGGCCAUGAGGGCCUUCCAGGUGCUGGCCACGCCCCCUGCAUGUGUCAUCUCACAUACAGGGGGCGUGGCUAGUCCGUGCCAGGGGCCAGCGGGGAGAGGGCCAUGCACAUGCCCAUUCUCCCCCAGCUACGCAUCUGCGUAGCAGAGAUGCCUGUGAUAUUUGGUAAGCCCAGAAGUGAGCUUUGGGCACUUGUAACACUCCUUCACAGAAGAGGUGAGCUUUGUGAGCGUCCAUGUUCUUCUCUGGCUCGGGUUUAAAACCCGGCAGGAGAGGAAUUCAUGACUUCCCUUGCUUCCCAAUCCUGCUUCCCAAAGGCCGUUCCUGGUUUUCUUUCAACACAGCGCAGUUAUCCAACCAGGUUAGCCACGCUGGCUCUCUUGCCUCUGGAAAGUAAGGUGAUCUGAUCUCUCCCUCUCUGCCCCUCUGGCUUCCCCUCCAGUUUGUCAGAGGGAGAAAAGCCCUGGGGGGCUGUUGGGGAGUGUAGUUUUUCCAAGGGUUACUGCCAGUGCCUGACAGGUGAGGUUUAUUGAAGUGGAGAGGGGGCUUAGAGGGGACAAAUUCAGAUUUGGGUCAGAAAUAAGCUGAGCUAUGGUAUUUUAAUUUUUAUUAAAUUAAAUAGCUCAGUUUAUUUCUGGGACAAUUUGAGACGAGUGGGGACGGUGUGCCCAUUUCUACUCCAUUGUGAACCACUGAUGUCAAAUGCAACUUUUAGCAGUUGCAUUGCAGAAGGAAGCAAGAUACUCCACAUUUGCCAACCGCAAGUCACAGCGCAACGUCCCAGCAUGGUGGGUGACCCGGCUCAGGGGGAGGUUCCUGGAAGGCUCCCAGCCAGUGAGUGAUCAAGACAGUCUGGCCACAGAAAGAAGGCUGGUGUUUAUGGGUAGACUAUUGUCAAGGCUGUGGGCAGCCCUAAUCUGGAAUCACGGAGUGAAUCCCCAGCAGCAAUGGCUUUUGCGUGGGGGUUAUGGGAGUUGUAGUCCACAGCAUCUGGGAAUCCCUGUUAGAGGGAACUCUGCUGCCAGUCACCAUGGCUGUUGUGCUGAGAACAACCAAAGCAUCGGGGAAUGGGACUGUAUCUCGGUAGAAGAGCAUUGCAUGCAGGAGGUCCCUGGUGCAACCCGCUGGCAGCACCAACAGGUACAGCUGGGAGAGACUCCUGCUUGCAGCCUUGGAGAAGCUUCUGCCAGUCCGUGAAGACAAUACUGAGCUGGAUAGACCAAUGGUCUGACUCAGUAUAUGGCAGCUUCCUGCGUAGGCUGAUACUAUGCAUCUGAUCAUGUAGAAACUAGGGAACAUCUUGAAAUGAACGAAAAGGAAUGCCCACUGAAAUGCACUGGUUCCUUCCAAAAGGCCAUGAAAUGCAUGGAAUUUCUGAAUGGCCGUUGGCCACUUCAUGCAUUCCUAUGUCAAUUUGGAAGGAACCAGUGCACUUCAUUGGGCAUUCCCUGUUAUUCAUUUUAAGACGUACUGACACUAGUCCACCGUAGAAUUUGCAUGCUGACAGUCCCAGAUUCUAUCCCUGGCAGCAUCUCCAGGUAGGGCUGGGAAAGACUCCUGCUUGGUUAGAUUAAUUAGCUAAUCAAUUAGAUCAGUUAGCUUGCUCGAUUAGGUCCUAGCCUCAGGCCCUAAGACAGGGAUUCUCAGAUGUGGUGCCCCAGAUGUUGGACUACAACUCCCAUCAUCCCCAGCCACAAUGACUGGCUGGUGGCUGCCAUUUCUCCCCAACCCUGCUCCUCUGAAUGAUGCAAGUGAACCACUGUUGCCAGAACCUGAGGGGUAUACUCAGGUGUGAAAUAGGGGCCGUAACCCAGAACUUGGUGGUUUCCUUUUCUUCCUCUUCCUUUUGAGUAAAAAGUAUGACCUAUUUUUAACCCAUGUUUUUAAAGGGGGUUGUCUUAAUUUCAGGGUCAUCUGUUUGGAUAAAUACGUUAAAAUAG
Hemicordylus capensis (graceful crag lizard) is the source of this 8504-nucleotide messenger RNA. It is a transcript of the gene ARMH4, whose product is annotated as armadillo like helical domain containing 4. The record is from RefSeq and is a predicted model, not a curated record. The transcript is spliced from 8 exons. Bases 344 to 2650 code for a protein of 768 amino acids. Lineage: Eukaryota; Metazoa; Chordata; Lepidosauria; Squamata; Cordylidae.